AGAAAAUUGGCAGGAGAAUAUACAUUUCAUUUUAUUGUCAGUUCUGUGAGCUUUCUUUUUGCCUUUAUUUCUCUUCACAUAAAGUAUACAACAUUCAAUCUAUCUACCAGCUUUAUAUUUACUGAAGACACCAUUUGCUCGUGUUAAUGAAAUUAUUCAAUCGUUGAUCAAGCAAGUCUUUCUUCGCAUCUUUAAGGAGAUCUUUGUGCCUUUUUUCAACUUCUCUUUACUCGCAUUGACUUGUUUUCAUCGAAAAUGAAUUGGAUUUCUUUUUUCAUUUGCAUUUUUUUGACAUUCUCACAGAUUACAUGCUCCGGUUUAUUUGAAUUAAAAUUAAAAUCCUUUCGAAAUGAUAAGGGUGUAAAUAGUCUGAAUCGAUGUUGUAGCGAAAAACAAUCAAUUAAUGGAUUAUGUUUAGGAAGUUGUAAAACGAGGUUUCGAGUAUGUUUAAAACAGUAUCAAGCAGAAGUGGACACAACAUCGUCAUGUACAUUUGGAUCUGCUGCAACAAUAAUCCUCGGUGAUAAUACAUUCAAUCUAACUCAAUCAUCAAUAGCUCUUAAAAGUCAAUUACAAAAGGAUUCACGAAUAAAUCCAAUUAGGUUUCCAUUCGAGUUCACAUGGCCUGGUGCCUUUACACUCAUUGUGGAAGCAUACCAUGAUUCUUCAAACGACAGUGAAUCAAGAUCAACAACAGAAUCACUCAUAUCACGCUUUUCUAUACAAGGAGAGCUAAGUGUUGCAGCUAAUUGGACACAAUAUUCAAGUAAACAACUAACCAAAGAAAUUGAAUUUGAGUAUCGCGUUACAUGCGAAUCAAACUACUAUGGAGCGGGCUGUGAAACACUUUGCCGAGAGCGUGACGAUAAUUUUGGACAUUACGCGUGUACAGCAAGUGGUCAACGCAUGUGUUUAUCCGGUUGGCAUGGGAAUUAUUGCGAUAAGCCACGUUGUUCUGUCGGUUGCAAUUUGGAGCAUGGACACUGCGAAAAACCCAACGAAUGCAUAUGCAAAGCCGGAUGGAAGGGGCCGAAUUGUGAUGAAUGUGAAGUUUACCCAGGAUGCGUGCAUGGAUAUUGUGUAAAGAAAUGGGAUUGCAUCUGCAAAGAGGGUUGGGGAGGCCUUUUUUGUAAUCAAGAUUUAAAUUUUUGUACAAAUCACAAGCCAUGUCAUAAUGGUGGAACAUGCACAAACACUGGACAAGGUUCAUAUACGUGUAAAUGUCCACCGGGUUACACAGGAGUAGAUUGUGAAGUCAAAAUCAAAGAUUGUACUGCCAAUCCAUGUCUAAAUAAUGCAACAUGUCUCGAUACGAUUGAUGGUUAUAAAUGUGAAUGCAAUUAUGGAUGGACGGGAAAGCAUUGUGAAACACAAACUGUAACGUGCGCCUCAAAACCAUGCUUAUUUGGUGGAAUAUGUCAUGACUCUAAUAAGGGAGCCGGAUGCGAUUGUCCAACUGGAUAUAGCGGGAAAUUUUGUGAGACUCAUGUUCAAAAUUGUUCUCCGAAUCCAUGUCAAAAUAAGGGCGAAUGCAUUGCAGUUAAAGAUCAUUAUCAAUGCCAAUGCGCAAAAGGUUUUCGUGGCCUUAAUUGCGAGGAAAAUAUUGAUGAUUGUCAUGGCAAUCCAUGCAAAAAUGGUGGCACAUGCAUUGACGGAAUCAAUCAAUAUCAAUGCAAAUGUGUUUCUGGAUAUACGGGUGAAAAUUGUGAAAAACGUGUCGACUUUUGUCUGACAAAACCAUGUGCAAAUGGCGGCAGUUGUAUAAAAGUAAAUAACGGCUUUCAAUGCAUUUGUCGAAACGGUUUCACUGGUAAUGAUUGUAGUCAAGAUAUUGAUGAAUGUUUGUCAUCGCCAUGCAAGAAUGGCGCAACUUGCAUUAAUCGUGUAAAUUCAUACGAAUGCCAAUGCAUUGAUGGAUUUCAAGGAGUUAAUUGUGAUGAAGCAGUUAGUAGCCAGUUGGUACAUCAAGCAUCAACAUCAACAUAUCAAGAAGCUCAAAUUGGAAGGAGCGAAAAUUUAACUUUCAUUCAAAUCAUACUGAUAGCUUUUCUUUCAAUCGCGGUUCCUUUUGUCGCGGUAUGUGGCAUAACUGUUAUUGUUUGCAUGAAAAGAAAAAGGAAACGUGAGCAAGAGAAAGAUGAUGCAGAAGCACGAAAACAAAAUGAACAAAAUGCAUCGCAUAUAACACACUUGCAUCAGCAUCAUCAUAAUUCAAUAAUAGCAAUAAAACGAACAUCAAAUAGUUCAAAUGCUCUUGAAAAUUCCACUCAUCAUAUGAUCAAGAAUACUUGGGACAAGAGCGUUAAUAAUAUGAACAUGUCAAAUUCUGUCAGCAUGGAUGAUGGUUGCAUGUUAAAUACAAAUAAUAGUAUGUAUGGAGCAAUGUCAAAUUUUAAUGAUAACAAUAAUGCAUCAUCUGCAGGAAUAAAUACUAGUCAGUUGCUAAGUUCAACUGAUGGUUAUCAAUCUCAAAUAGUUCCUCAACAAACACUUCAACGAGCGAAAAGUCAAAAGCAGCUUAAUACUGAUCCUGCUGUUGUGAAUCGUGCAUCACUAAUUAUGCAUCGGCAGCAGCAUCCAGCAAAAGAAAUAACGCUCGAUAAGAGAAUAUCAUCAAUGCUUGGAGAAGCGUCAUGGAGUGGGAAUUCUGCUGCAAGCACUAGUCGACAAAUGGACAGAUGUAGUCCGCCACACAUAUAAAUUGCCUCGGCGGCAGUCUCACAUAGAAGUAGUGCUUUUUAUAUUAUAUUAAUAGAUUUUUAAAUGAAAAAAAAAAUCGUGACUCUCUACAUUCGUCUAUUCAUUUUUGUGACUAUGAUUAAACGAUCUCAUGAAAAAAAAAAAAAUCUUAAAAGAGAAUUAAAGAGGAAAAAAUAAAAUAGAAAUGAAAGAUUGAAUAUUGAACAAGGAAAAGAACAAAAGAUCACUUAAGUAACCAGUAAAUUCUUAAAGAAAAUGAAGAAAAAAAUUGAAUGACGCUUUGAGAUUUCAAAAAUAAUAAAUUUCAAUUAUGAUUUCAAAUUAUGACACUUUUUUGAUAUAUUCAUUUGUAUCGUUUCAAUUUCAUUUUUAAUGGUCAUUCAACAUUUAAAAAGAACAUCUAAGAUCCAGUUCCAGAAGUCUUGAUACAUACAAGACUACAGCGCAUUUUUGAAGAAUCAACAAGUACGUGUUCAUUUUUUGUUUCAAAGGAAGUUAUGGAUAUUAAAAAAAUAGUGAUAGUUUUAGAAAAUUCUUACUGCACAUUAAGGUGCACGUAUAAAAAAAUUCAAAGGCAUAUUUUAAUAUGCCAAUCAGUCAUAGUGAGCAUAAACUUGAUAAUUUUACUAAAAUGCACUGGAAUCAAUUUAAAAAAAGGUAAAAAAAAUUUUUUAACUUUCAUAAGAAUUCGUUGAUUAUUAAUCUAAUUCCUAUCCUUUUUUCAAAUCAAUAAGAUUAAAUGGAUAUAUCAUUUGAUUUAAUUAAAUUGAUGAAAUUAAUGUUCAAUUAGAAACGAUGGAUAUGAAAUUUACAACAAAAAGAUUUAUUAAUCAUGUUCUUUUACGACUUGUA
This is a messenger RNA of Chironomus riparius, 3552 nucleotides long. NCBI's taxonomy places the organism in Eukaryota, Metazoa, Arthropoda, Insecta, Diptera, Chironomidae. The record is from the annotation of a GenBank genome assembly.